GUCAAAGGUUUAUUAAACCUUAACAAAAUACAAGGCGUGACUGAAUAAGGAAAAGUUGCAGCGCUCAGAGCACGCCCCCAAACGGCCAUGUGCUCGGCUACAACAUGGAUACUCUGUUUUUUAUAUCCUCGCCCCCUCCCAAAGCCUUGACAGUCACCUUCUCUGCCGUCUAUUGGUGGAGAUCACUUUCUUACAGCUUGAUUGUUGCCAUGCCGCGCCUCCUCGUAACAAGCCUGCCCUCCCCUAAAUGCAAUGACUAGUGAAUACCGGGGGGACAGGGAACAGGACUGUGCGGAGAACAUAACAAAGUCACAUAACUAUACAUCUAUAAAACUUCUCUUAACAUACACAUAAUGCUCGUCUCUUAAUUAUGAGAGCCAACCACCGCAUUACGUAUCUGCAGCAGCUGGAUCCCUCCUCACGGACGAGCCCACGCCAGCCCGGGCCCUGCCCUGUGCGCGUCCCCAAGCAGGUCGCUCCAGCCGCCACUGCGGAACUCGCACCGGCGGCCGAGCCCCGCCCCGCCGCCGCUGACACAGCACGAUUUCCAGGCACUGCAGGCAGUUCGGGGGCGGCCCGGGACAGCCCUAGUUUAUUCUGCCGGCGCGGUCGGUUUUACAGCGGUGCUGGCUGUGCUGAGGCGGGGGUUGGGACUACGACUCCCAGGCUGCCCCGCGGCUGGGGCACAUCCCGGCGUGCCUGGCGGCCGGCCGGCUUGGCGGAGAGGGGCGGUGCUGCUUCGCCUCCUCCUCCUCCUCCUGCCGCCGCCAGCCGAGGCGGCGCGGCCCGGCCCGCUCCCUGUGCUCGUGGCGGCUGCGGAGCUGUGGGGGUGGGCGGGAGCCGGCGGCGAUGGAGCACUGACCGGGAAGUUCUGCUUGCUGUUGCUUGUCACUGUGCCACCUUUCUUCCCGUGGGGGAGGGCAAACAGUAGAGCGUGCACGAGACACGAUACUAAGAAAUUAGAAGUUCUACCUAUGGAUGAUCAUAUUUUGCCCUCUAGAAGCAGUGGGCAAAGCAGUUAGGAGCAAGAAACAACGAAUAUAGCAAUAGACAUGGAUGAACAAGCCCUUUUAGGGCUCAACCCAAAUGCUGAUGCAGACUUCAGACAACGAGCAUUAGCCUACUUUGAGCAGCUCAAGAUAUCUCAGGAUGCUUGGCAAGUCUGUGCAGAAGCAUUAGCUCAGAGUAUAUACAGUGAUGAUCACAUAAAGUUCUUCUGCUUUCAAGUUCUGGAACAUCAAGUUAAGUUCAAAUACUCUGAACUUACUGAAGUCCAGCAGCAGCUAAUUAGGGAAACACUCAUAACAUGGCUGCAAGCACAGAUGCUGAAUCCCCAGCCUGAGAAGACUUUUAUUCGCAACAAAGCAGCACAAGUCUUUGCAUUGCUUUUUGUUACUGAGUAUCUCACAAAAUGGCCCAAGUUUUUUUUUGACAUUCUGUCAGUUGUUGACCUUAAUCCACGAGGUGUGGAUAUGUACCUCAGAAUCCUGAUGGCUGUCGAUGCUGAGCUGGUGGACCGGGAUGUUGUUCAUACAUCAGAGGAGGCUCGUAGGAACACCUUAUUAAAAGAUACUAUGAGGGAACAGUGCAUUCCAAGUUUGGUGGAGUCGUGGUACCAAAUCUUACAAAAUUAUCAAUAUAAUAACUCAGAGUUGACAUGCCAGUGCCUUGAAGUAGUUGGAGCUUAUGUAUCCUGGAUAGAUUUGAGCCUGAUAGCCAAUGAAAGGUUUAUAAAUAUGCUGCUAGGUCACAUGUCUGUGGAAGUUCUCCGGGAAGAAGCCUGUGAUUGUUUGUUUGAAAUUGUAAAUAAGGGAAUGGACCCAAUUGAUAAAACAAAACUGGUUGAGUCUUUAUGUCAAGUACUGCAGUCUGCUGGCCUCUUCAGUAUUGAUCAGGAAGAUGAUGUGGAUUUUCUGGCCAGAUUUUCUAAACUGGUCAAUGGGAUGGGGCAAGCAUUAAUAGCUAGUUGGACUAAACUGAUAAAAAAUGGUGAUAUGAAGAGUGCUCAAGACACUCUACAAGCUAUUGAAGCAAAAGUGGCCCUGAUGUUGCAACUUCUAGUUCAUGAAGAUGACGACAUCUCUUCGAACAUCAUUGGCUUUUGUUACGACUACCUUCACAUCCUGAAACAACUUUCUGCACUUUCAGACCAACAAAAAGCUAAUGUAGAGGCAAUCAUGUUGGCUGUCAUGAAGAAGUUGACAUAUGAUGAAGAAUAUAAUUUUGAAAAUGAGGGUGAAGAUGAAGCAAUGUUUGUAGAGUACAGAAAACAAUUGAAACUGUUGCUGGACAGACUUGCUCAGGUUUCACCAGAAUUACUGUUGGCAUCUGUCCGCAGAGUUUUUAACACUACACUUCAGAACUGGCAGACUACACGAUUUAUGGAAGUAGAAGUGGCAAUAAGGCUGCUGUAUAUGUUGGCUGAGGCUCUUCCUGUAUCUCAUGGUGCUCAUUUCUCUGGUGAUGUUACUAAAGCUACAGCUUUACAAGACAUGAUGAGAACGCUGGUGACUUCUGGUGUUAGUGCCUAUCAACACACAUCAGUGACCCUGGAAUUUUUUGAAACAGUGGUUCGAUAUGAAAAAUUCUUUGCUGUUGAACCUCAGCACAUUCCAACUGUACUAAUGGCAUUCUUAGAUCACCGUGGUCUUCGUCAUACGAGUCCCAAAGUGCGGAGUCGAACAGCUUACCUCUUUUCCAGAUUUGUCAAGUCUCUUAAUAAGCAAAUGAAUCCCUUUAUUGAAGAUGUUCUGAACAGAAUACAAGACCUGAUGGAACUCUCUCCUCCUGAAAAUGGCUACCAGGCGCUGUUAAGCAGUGAUGAUCAACUUUUCAUUUAUGAAACAGCUGGAGUGUUAAUAGUUAACAGUGAAUACUCUGCAGAAAGAAAACAGGUUCUGAUGAGGAAUUUGUUGACUCCGCUGAUGGAGAAGUUCAAAGUAUUGUUAGAAAAACUGAUGAUGGCACAAGAUGAGGACAGACAGAUGGCCCUGGCUGACUGCCUCAAUCAUGCUGUUGGGUUUGCUAGCCGAACCAGCAAGGCUUUCAGCAAUAAGCAAACUGUAAAGCAAUGUGGAUGCUCAGAGGUUUAUCUGGACUGCUUACAAACAUUUCUGCCAGCUCUCAGUUGUCCAUUACAAAAGGAAGUUCUGAGAAGUGGUGUCCGCACUUUCCUUCACCGCAUGAUUAUUUGCCUAGAGGAGGAAGUUCUUCCAUUCAUUCCUUCUGCCUCUGAACACAUGCUUAAAGAUUGUGAAGCAAAAGAUCUUCAAGAAUUCAUUCCUCUUAUAAACCAAAUAACAGCUAAGUUUAAGACGCAGGUUUCACCUUUUCUGCAACAGAUGUUUAUGCCACUACUUCGUGCUAUUUUUGAGGUGUUGCUCCUUCCAGCGGAAGAAAAUGACCAGUCUGCUGCUUUAGAAAAACAAAUGUUACGGAGGAGUUACUUUGCUUUUCUGCAGACAGUAACUGGCAGUGGAAUGAGUGAAGUCAUAGCUAAUCAAGGUGCAGAGAACGUGGAACGUGUGUUGUUCACUGUCAUUCAAGGAGCAGUGGAUUACCCAGAUCCUAUUGCACAGAAGACUUGUUUUAUUAUUCUUUCUAAGCUGGUGGAGCUCUGGGGAGGUAAAGAUGGACCAGUAGGUUUUGCAGACUUUGUCUACAAGCACAUUGUUCCUGCAUGUUUCUUAGCACCUUUGAAGCAAACAUUUGACUUAGCAGAUGCCCAGACAGUACUGGCUUUAUCAGAAUGUGCAGUGACAUUAAAAACAAUUCAUCUCAAAAGGGGUCCUGAGUGCAUUCAGUAUCUUCAGCAAGAGUAUUUGCCUUCUUUGCAAGUAGCUCCUGAGAUAAUCCAGGAAUUCUGUCAAGCACUUCAGCAGCCUGAUGCUAAAGUUUUUAAAAAUUACUUAAAGGUUUUUUUCCAGCGAGCCAAGCCCUAAGGAAAGUACUGGAAUCUCAUGUACCUGUUUCCAUAAUGCAGAACUCUGGUUGUUAAUUUAUAAAAAUGCUAACUCUUGUGCCAUUCAAACUGGUUUUCUUUUUAAGAAAUGUUGCUUUGUGCUCACAUCAGUGCGUACUUUAACCUUCUGCAAAAAAGAAAUGCAAAUUCCCCACCUGUGUCUCAGACAUGAAGGUAUGUGACAACAUGAAAAAUUAUCUGUAUACACAAACUUUUAUUAUGUAUAGGAUGAGUUAAGCUUACAUUGUAACACAUACAGCAAGGAAAUUACACUUAUUUUUUAAAUUAAAUGAAUAAAAUGUAAAAAUACCUUCAGACCAUAGCAAUGGUUAUUAAAAUGUGUACAUUUUUGAUACGGAGUAAAAUGUUUUAAUAAGACAUAAAAUUCAUUUGUUCAUGUAUGGUGACAUGAAAAUAAAACAAUCAAAGUCCUUCUUGUAGAUAGUCAUUUUAUUGAAGUUGUCUUAAUGAUAAAAUAUAUAUAUACCUCCUAUAAAACAGAUUGGUGUAAUAAAUGAUUUCACUUAAAAGUA
Molecule: messenger RNA, 4494 nt
Organism: Passer montanus (Eurasian tree sparrow)
Lineage: Eukaryota; Metazoa; Chordata; Aves; Passeriformes; Passeridae
Gene: XPOT
Product: exportin for tRNA
Exons: 26
Coding region: 1053-3941 (962 amino acids)
Biological process (GO): intracellular protein transport; tRNA re-export from nucleus
Cellular component (GO): nuclear pore; cytoplasm; nuclear matrix
Molecular function (GO): tRNA binding; small GTPase binding
Source: RefSeq, a predicted model, not a curated record